GUUUAAGCUCAUCGGGCCAGUCGAUCGCUUCAGUCGAGUGCGUCCGGCUGCAAUGUGAUGACUUCGCCACGGAAUCACAUAGGACUCUAUCUCAGUCUCGGUCUCAGUCUCUGGAUCUUGGUGCUGGGCCAGGAUUACAAUGGCAGCUCCCUGUCCGAUAUGCUGGAGAUGUAUCGACGCGGCCAGGAGCAAUUGAAUUUGGAGAACCUGGACGAGGGUCAGGCGAUGUUGGCCAAGUAUGAUUUCAUAGUGGUUGGAGCUGGAACAGCGGGUUGUGCCCUGGCCGCCCGCCUCUCCGAGAAUCCCCGAUGGCGGGUGCUCCUCCUGGAGGCCGGUGGACCCGAGAACUAUGCCAUGGACAUACCCAUAGUCGCACACCUCCUGCAGUUGGGCGAUGUCAACUGGAAGUACAAGACAGAGCCCUCAAACAGCUAUUGCCUGGCCAUGAACAACAAUCGAUGCAAUUGGCCCAGGGGCAAGGUGAUGGGCGGCAGUUCGGUGCUCAACUACAUGAUGUACACAAGGGGCAAUCGCAGGGACUACGAUCGGUGGUCCCGGUUGGGGAAUCCGGGCUGGAGUUACGACGAGGUGCUACCAUAUUUCAGGAAGUACGAGGGCAGUGCCAUACCCGAUGCCGACGAGGAUCUGGUGGGUCGCCGGGGUCCGGUGAGGAUCAGCUACUCGGAGACACGCACUCAAAUCGCAGACGCCUUCGUGCAGGCCUCCCAGGAUGCGGGAUUGCCGCGAGGGGACUACAACGGAGAAAGACAACUGGCCGUGUCCUAUCUGCAGGCCACUAUCUACAAUGAAACCCGCUGGAGUUCCAAUCGAGCCUAUCUUUACCCCAUCAAGGGAAAGCGUAGGAACCUGCAUGUGAAAAAGAACGCCUUGGUCACCAAAGUUCUGAUCGAUCCACAGACGAAAACAGCCUAUGGCAUAAUGGUGCAGAUCAAGGGGAAACUACAGAAGAUCCUGGCCAAAAGGGAGGUGAUCCUUUCGGCGGGAGCCAUCAAUACGCCGCAAUUACUGAUGCUUUCCGGUGUGGGACCGGCCAAACAUCUCCGCGAGAUGGGCAUUACACCACUGGUCGAUCUCGCCGUGGGCUAUAAUCUCCAGGAUCACAUUGCCCCGGCGGUGAGUGUCCUUUGCAAUGUGAGUUCCCUGCAAGUCAGUGAUAUGUUCAAGGUGGAGAAUAUGGGGGAAUUUCUAAAGGGACGAGGACCUCUCCGUAUUCCCGGCGGCGUUGAAGCCAUAUCCUUUUAUGCCCUGGACGAUGCUCGUAAUCCGGAUGGUUGGGCCGAUAUGGAGCUGUUCGUGGUGGGUGGUGGUAUGCAAACCAACUUGGCCCUGCGUCUGGCAUUGGGCAUCCAAACGGAUAUCUAUGAGAGCAUGUUUGGGGAGCUGGAACGCCGGAAUGCCAAUGGCUUCCUCAUAUUCCCCAUGAUCCUGCGGGCCAAAAGUCGCGGACGCAUCAAGCUGAAGAGUCGAAAUCCGGCGGAGCAUCCGCGGAUCUAUGCCAACUAUUUCGCAGAUCCCUAUGAUUUGAAUAUCACAGUGCGUGGAAUUAAGCAGGCAGUGAGAUUACUGGAUAAGCCGGCAUUUAAAGCGAUUGGAGCGAAACUAUUGGAGAAACGCAUACCCAACUGUGCGAAAUACAAAUGGAGGAGCAGUGCCUAUUGGGAGUGCUAUGCCCGCCACUUCACCUUCACCAUCUACCACUACUCGGGAACGGCCAAGAUGGGUCCUCGGGCGGAUCCCUCGGCGGUGGUCGAUGCCCGCCUGAGGGUCCAUGGAAUCGAAAAGCUCCGGGUGGUGGAUGCCAGCAUUAUGCCCUACCUGAUCUCGGGUCAUCCGAAUGGACCGGUGUACCUCAUAGCUGAAAAAGCAGCCGAUAUGAUCAAAGAGGAUCACAACUUUGUCUAAAGCAAUCUUUUUUUUAAUGGGAAUAAAUCUAUUAGUAAGGGGAUGAUCUUUGUAUCUAUAUGUAUAAUUUUUUUUUUUUUUUUUUUGAGUGAUUUCUAGUUAAGUAAAAAUGAAAAUGCAGUACAAAUUCUGCAGCGCCAAAGGGGUAUGAAUAUGUUUAGUGACACUGGCAAAAAUUAGUCGUACUUAGUAUUCUUUAUCUUGCAAAUAGUGACAAUUAAAUGUUAGAUUCACUAUGAUAAAAAAAUUACAAUAAAAUUGUCAACUAAUCCGACAAUAAUUUGUCAUUCAGGUCGAUUUCAAUUAAAGAUUUCUAUCAUUAUUACCAGUUUGAUUGCAAAUUAUUAUUAAUAGUAGAUGUUUUUAUUGUAAAUCAGGAAAUGCAGUAAUUUAAUAUAAUAUUUUUGUAGUUACAGCAAAUCAUUGGAAUUUGUAAUCGGCAUUUACAGAUACUUGUCAUUAAUCACUUAACACACCUAACUAAUACUUUUGAAUUCUUAACUGAAAUCACACAUUGAGCUUAAAUAUAAGAAUUAAUUUGUAAAAGGUUAACUCAAGGCAUACAAUUCAGUACAAAUAAAAAAAAAAGUAUAUACGCA
Molecule: messenger RNA, 2522 nt
Organism: Drosophila rhopaloa
Lineage: Eukaryota; Metazoa; Arthropoda; Insecta; Diptera; Drosophilidae
Product: glucose dehydrogenase [FAD, quinone]
Exons: 1
Coding region: 58-1923 (621 amino acids)
Molecular function (GO): oxidoreductase activity, acting on CH-OH group of donors; flavin adenine dinucleotide binding
Source: RefSeq, a predicted model, not a curated record